Molecule: messenger RNA, 774 nt
Organism: Arabis nemorensis
Lineage: Eukaryota; Viridiplantae; Streptophyta; Magnoliopsida; Brassicales; Brassicaceae
Source: the annotation of a GenBank genome assembly
AUGGACGACGGUGAGCUUGAGUCCUCGAACCAGGAAGCUUUUUCGAAUUCGAAUAUGCCUGAGUUUCCUCCUAGCAACUGUUCGAUGGAUUCUUUCUUCGAUGAGCUUCUUAGGGAUUCUCAUGCUUGUACUCACACUCACACUUGUAACCCUCCUGGACCAGAGAACACACAUACUCACACUUGUCUCCAUGUGCACACCAAGAUUCUUCCUGCGCAGAGCGACGACAAAGUUUCCACCGAUGACACAUCGGAAUCUUCAGGGAAGAAGAGUAAGAAGAGACCUUUGGGGAAUAGAGAAGCGGUUAGAAAGUAUAGAGAGAAGAAGAAAGCUAAAGCUGCUUCGUUGGAGGACGAAGUCAUAAGGCUUAGGGCGGUGAAUAAUCAGCUGUUGAAGAGGUUGCAAGGUCAAGCUGUGUUGGAAGCUGAGGUUACGAGGCUCAAGUGUUUGCUUGUUGAUAUAAGAGGAAGAAUCGAAGGAGAGAUUGGUGCAUUCCCUUAUCAAAAACAUGCGGUUACAAACCCACCCUUCUCAUUUACGAUGCAUCCGUGCAAUAUGCCAUGCGAUGUUGACAACUUGUACUGCCUUCAAAAUGGGAACAGCGGAGCAGGUACAUCGAUGAAUGAGCAAGGGCUAAAUGGUUGUGAGUUUGACCAACUAGAAUGCUUUGGUAAUCAGAAUUUAGCUAGCAAGGAGAUCCCUGUCUGUAGUAAUGGAAAUGGAACAUUCAAUGUCAAUGCAUCCAUCGCUAAUAAGAGAAAAGGUAAGUUCUAA